Molecule: messenger RNA, 1583 nt
Organism: Diaporthe batatas
Lineage: Eukaryota; Fungi; Ascomycota; Sordariomycetes; Diaporthales; Diaporthaceae
Exons: 3
Coding region: 33-1583 (516 amino acids)
Molecular function (GO): FAD binding
Source: RefSeq, a predicted model, not a curated record
GUAAUUCUGGCACCAAAAACGGACAUCUGACAAUGUCGCCACACACUUCAUUUUCCAUUAUCAUUUGGUUCACAUUUGUCUUUGUGGCAGCCUUGUCAACAUCCGGUACUACCACCAGCGCAGUCUGCCACCAGGCCAACAACAGAAUACCUAAUAGAAUAUGGUACCCGUCAAGCUUGGCCUAUAAUGAGUCAUUGUCUUCAUACUUCUCGGCCCAAGAGGCUGAACUGCGGCCGCUCUGUAUAUUCAGUCCCGAAAAUGUGUCAGAACUCUCAAACUUUGUCAAGUUGAUUUCUAAAGACCAUGGUUAUGGACAAGCAGGCACUCAAGCACCGCAGUACGCUGUCCGCAGCGGCGGACAUACCCCAUGGGCCGGGGCGGCAAACAUUGAAGGCGGAAUCACGGUCGACCUGCGCAGCAUGGAUUCGGUUGUGCUGAGCCCGGAUCUGAAGAUGGCUUCACUUGGUGCUGGCAGCAUAUGGAGUGACAUCUAUUCGCACCUCGCACCCUUCAACCUCUCUGUGAUGGGUGGCAGGGUUGUCGGUGUUGGAGUUGGUGGGUUUCUGACAGGAGGAGGCAUAUCCAUACUGUCGCGCCAAAACGGGUGGGCCUGUGAUAACAUAUAUGGCUAUGAAGUUGUCCUGGCCAGUGGCGAGAUUGUUUAUGCUACCGCAAGCUCACACCCGGAUCUCUGGCUUUCCCUCAAAGGCGGCUCCAACAACUUCGGCAUCGUGACGCGCUUUGACGUGCCGACCUGGCCUCUGAGCAAGCUGUGGGGCGGUGCUCUGUCGUUCAAUUACACCCCAUCAAUUGUGGAUGCCCACAGUCAAGGCUUCAGCGACUUCAUGGAUCCCAUAAACUUCGAUGACGCAGCAUCCAUGUUUUUUGCUCUAUUCUAUGCGAGCACGGGCCGUACUCGCACUGUGCUCGACGUCCUUUUUUACGCACGGCCUGUCACAAAACCCACGAUAUUCGAUCCUUUCACUUCUAUCGAAACUCCAAAUUCCAACACAUUGCGCUUGGCCAGCGUGAGCGAUAUCGUCUCUGAACAACCCGGUUCCCUUCCACGUGAAGCAAAUUGGUGGGUUGCCUUUUCAGGACGGGAUCGGAGAGACAAAAUGCUGACCACGCGGAUCAGUGCAUUCUACACCACAUUUACAUUCAAGAACGCUGGAAAAUCCGUGUAUAACGAAUUGAUUGAGAUUUGGGAAGACAUCACAGACACUCUGGGCGAUGUCAAGUCCCUGAAUCUCGGCAUCUUGUUCCAACCUUUGCCUGUCACAAAUGGCACAAAUUCGCUUGGUCUUCCAGUGGGAGAGACUGACCUCGUACUCGCGGCUUUGACAAGCUCAUACGAAAGAAGAUCAGACGAUGACACCGUGCUGAAAGCGAUGCAGGCAAUACAAGCUGGAAUGGAAGUAGUCCUGCGAAAAGAAGGCCUUCUUGUCCCAUUCCAGUACCUCAACUACGCGUAUCAGACACAGGAUCCCAUUGGGAGCUAUGGGGCCACGUCCAAGGCCCGCCUUCAGAAAGUCAGCAGGAACAACUUGAAGCUGAGCCUGCAGGCUCGGCUUGGGCAUUGA